UCCUUCACUCAAUAUUAAUGCUUUCCUUUUCAACAUCCCUUUGCCUUCCUUUUCAACUGUCCUAUAUAUGUAUAUUCUCCAUAUAAACUCAGCUUCAGCUUCCCCAACCUCAUCUAUAUAUAGACCUUCGAGCUUCCCAUAGCAUUAAUAUCACCAUCAUAACUGUAUAUAGAUAGUUGUCGUUUUCCUGUUAUUCUUUCUCCAACAAAUCUCUGCUUUGCCCUCUCUUUAUCUCUGCCUGACUAAAAGUUAUUUUCCCUCUUGUAUCUUAGCCUUGCAUGAAAGCUUGAGAUAUGGAAUCAGUUUCAGUUUCUUUGCAUGUUGUAAUGUUUCUUUCCGUUAUACUAAGCUUAACCUUUGUCGACGGGGCUAUUCCAACUACACUUGAUGGACCCUUCAAGCCUGUGACAGUCACUCUUGAUAAGAGUUUCCGUGGCCAUGCCGUAGACUUGCCUGACACUGAUCCUCGAGUUCAAAGGCCUGUUAAAGGUUGGCAGCCUGAGCAAAUCAAAGUCUCUCUCUCUACAAACUAUGACUCAGUCUGGAUAUCUUGGAUUACAGGGGAAUUUCAAAUAGGCGAUGAUGUAAAACCACUGGAUCCAGAAAGUGUGGCAAGCGUUGUUCGAUAUGGCAUGUUGAGAUUCCCAUUGACUCAUCGAGCAAUGGGCCAUUCCCUUGUUUAUAGCCAACUUUAUCCUUUCCAAGGCCUCCGCAACUAUACCUCUGGAAUUAUUCAUCACGUUCGCCUCUCAGGUUUGAAACCUGACACCUUAUAUUUCUAUCAAUGUGGAGACCCUUCCAUCCCAGCAAUGAGUGAUGUCUACUAUUUUAGAACAAUGCCAGUUUCUUGUCCAUGGAGUUACCCUGCAAGAAUUGGAGUGGUUGGAGACCUGGGGCUUACUUAUAAUACAACUUCAACAAUUGGUCACCUGAUGAGAAAUGAUCCUGAUCUUGUCCUGUUAGUUGGGGAUGCAAGCUAUGCAAACCUGUAUCUAACCAAUGGAACUGGUGCUGAUUGCUACUCCUGCUCCUUUCCUAAUAGCCCUAUUCAUGAAACCUAUCAGCCUCGUUGGGAUUAUUGGGGAAGAUAUAUGCAGCGUCUAGUGUCCAAAGUUCCGAUAAUGAUGAUAGAAGGGAACCAUGAGAUAGAAGAACAAGUUGGGAAGCAGACAUUUGCAGCUUACAGUGCUCGAUUUGCAUUUCCAUCCGAAGAGAGUGGAUCAUCAUCGACGUUCUAUUAUUCUUUUAAUGCAGGUGGCAUACAUUUUGUGAUGCUAGGCGGUUACACCAACUAUAACAAAUCAGGGGAUCAAUACCGGUGGUUACAGAAGAACCUUGCUAAAGUUGACAGAAAUGUAACUCCAUGGUUGGUUGCUACAUGGCAUCCUCCUUGGUACAGCACCUACGCUGCACAUUAUAGAGAAGCAGAGUGUAUGAGAGUGGCAAUGGAAGAAUUAUUAUACAAGUAUGGAGUUGACAUAGUCUUCAAUGGACAUGUUCAUGCCUACGAGAGGUCAAACCGAGUGUAUAAUUACAGCUUGGAUCCCUGUGGUCCUGUACAUAUUGCAAUUGGUGAUGGUGGCAACCGAGAAAAAAUGGCAAUUACACAUGCUGAUGAACCUGGGAACUGCCCGAAACCAUCAACCACUCCAGAUAAAUUCAUGGGUGGGUUUUGCGCAUUUAACUUCACAUCAGGCCCAGCAGCUGGUAGAUUCUGCUGGGACAGGCAGCCUGAUUAUAGUGCAUACAGAGAAAGCAGCUUUGGCCAUGGAAUUCUAGAGGUUAAAAACGAGACUCAUGCUCUCUGGACUUGGUACCGCAAUCAAGACGCUUAUGGCACUACCGGUGAUGUGGUAUAUAUAGUAAGGCAACCUGAUAGGUGCCCUGUUGAACCAGAGGGAACUCCAGGUUAUAACCGUAGAGGAUGAGCACAGACUCCCAAAGCACAACCUAUUAGUAUACAGAAAGAUUGAAAAGCAAAUAAUCAAAAAAUUAAAAGGAUCAUUUCAUUGUUAGAGUCUCCCGUAUACUUGCAGUACAUGAAUAAAAAUUGAU
Molecule: messenger RNA, 2055 nt
Organism: Theobroma cacao (cacao)
Lineage: Eukaryota; Viridiplantae; Streptophyta; Magnoliopsida; Malvales; Malvaceae
Product: purple acid phosphatase 15-like
Molecular function (GO): acid phosphatase activity; metal ion binding
Source: RefSeq, a predicted model, not a curated record